UUGCCUGGUGUGUAUUUAGCUUUAUUGUGCAAAGAUAGUCGUGGAUUCGGUCAUCCGUCGCCAAAAAUUUUAAGUGCAAGCAAUUUUUAGCUUUUAUUACGUACAUUAUAAAGCACUAAUGAGCGAAAAUUAUAGGGAAGAUUUCGUAAGCAUUAAGAUCUUGUUUUUUGCUAAAGCACGCGAAUUGUCCGGUACGGGUUCUGCAACAUUUUUGAUAAAACGCCAAAUACUUGCAUCUGAACUAGCGAACGAGAUCUGCAAUAGCUUCAAUCUACAUUCUAUCAGACAUAGUUUUAUAAUCGCUAUUAACGAAAUAUACUGUGAAGAUUUAACGGAAAGUUUAGAACUUCAUUCAGGGGACGAAAUUGCAAUUAUUCCACCAAUAAGUGGUGGCUAA
Molecule: messenger RNA, 397 nt
Organism: Anastrepha obliqua
Lineage: Eukaryota; Metazoa; Arthropoda; Insecta; Diptera; Tephritidae
Gene: Mocs2A
Product: molybdopterin synthase sulfur carrier subunit
Exons: 1
Coding region: 119-397 (92 amino acids)
Biological process (GO): Mo-molybdopterin cofactor biosynthetic process
Cellular component (GO): cytosol
Source: RefSeq, a predicted model, not a curated record